AGUAUUACGGGUGUAACGUUGUUGUGUUGAAUGUGUUUGUUUCAACAAGAGUAAAGCAAGGGAUGCAAUAUGAAAGAUACUCAGAAGACACAGCGAAUACAUCAGGCCAAGCCGCGAGACCCGAGUAAGUGGAGCGUUCGCUGCUUGCUUCGAUCAAUGUAAAGCUUGGGCUCACUGGCGACAGUCGGGAAGUAGAGUCGGAGCGAGCAGUUGCGUCGCACACCUCGAUCAUGGCGGAGUGUCGGUGUGCUUGUGUAUAGACAGCUGAUAGACAAGAUGUGUAUUACGGUUGACACGGAAAGAUACCAUUUUGCACGAGGAGAAAGUGACAUCGGCAGCACAGUGCACGAGCUCCGCUAGGGGGCAAGUUGUACAUUUCGUACCCAGGGUUCCUAGCGGCUGUAGUGACGGAGUCGGGAAGGGAGUUGGAUUCAGUAUGGCCCUACAUCGGCCAUCUCAACCCGCGAGGCAGGGGGCUAAGAAUGACAACGACAAAGAGGAAGAAGACGCAGAGAAUAACGGAUACAUUCAGAUUUUUGUGAAACCGCUUGAACAAGGCAAUUAUAGUUUCUUCCUCAGUUGGUUAGGUCUGAGCAACACCAAUUUCUCCAGCCAUCAACUCGGCGCCCUCUACGGAGUUGGUGUGUUGUUCUCUAGUGCGGUCUUUUACCAGUUGCUAAGAUGUGACGUCGGGAUGUUAUUCCAGAGAUUGUGUGGUCUCAUUGUUCCUAUGUUCAGUAUAUUAUGUGCAUUUUACUGGCUGUCACUGUACUUUCGUCGAACUUGGAGCACUACGAGUGUGUACCUUCUAUUCAGUUCUUGUUAUGUUGGAGAAACACUAGCACAGGUAUUCUUGCGGGACUGGGGUGCCACCCACCCUUCCGACCUCACCCCCCAGGCUGGUGUAACCAUAAACAGCGUCACCCAGCCAUUAGUUAUAGUGUUCGUCCUGUUGGCCAUCAGCAUAGCGAGUGUGUUUUCAUCACUCGAAACAAUACAUAGUGCUGUUGUUAUUUUACUUGUGAGUUUCACUCGAUUCCUAGCAUGUUCCGCAUUAGCAGAUUUGCCUCAAGGAAUAAGACCCUACGUUGCAUAUACAUGCGGGUUUGCAGGCAUACUGGUAGCCAAAUAUAUGGAAACAGUCUUAAAACCCCCAAUACAAAACUUUAUGACCCAGGACGGGAAAAUCCCAGUUAUCAAACGUCGGCGAUCUAGUUCAUCGAGUGCUCAUGCAUUUUCUGCACAUAGAUCGGCAAGGAGGACAUCGCUUCCAGCUCUCAUUCAGAAAAGCCAGAGUUCCUCAGUAGGUUAUGAGAGUGCCAUCAUAGGAGAGGCGCAUGGUUUGAUCAACGACAUGUUGGCGGACACCAACUUGCCACCCCAUGUGGUGAGCGGCCUGCGCGUGGUCGCCAGCCUCCUGAAGCCGCCAGAGAGUCAUUCGGGGAUCCACAAGCCAAAAGUCAGCCCCCUGGUGUCUCUCACAGAGUCCACAUCAUAUGGCUCCGACAGCGAGGAAAGUCCGUAUACAGGGGAACGGCCAUCAUCAUUGCCAAAGCGUCUGCGUCGCAGUUUGCCUCCCAGUUUGAUCCGGCGAAUGUCAACCAGCACGUGGACGACAACAACAUCAGCAACCGGCAUGCCGACCCUGGAACCAGAACCCUGCCGUAUACGUAGUGCAAGUUUCCGCCACUCACGAGAAGGAACGCCCGGCUCCAGCCCUAAUGGUAGUCGUAGCAACAGCCCCUCACCAAGUUCAAACACAACCGUAGUGCUGACAAUACCAAAGUCUCGGUCCUUUUCUUUGGCCUCAGCUCCAACAUCACAGUCUCACCCUCGUACUCGCUUCAUGCGAAGAAGCAUGGUUAGCACAACGUCAGAUAGCGCCACCAGCCCCACCAAGGUGGACAGUAAAGGAUUAUCUCCCCUUGUAAAGUCUGACGUGCAAGAUGAUGGAGACAGGGGGGAAGGUCAUGCCCUGUCUAAAGAACUUCAGUGCUCUGCGUUUAGCAAGCGGUUUAACAUCACAUCGGACUAUGAGAGCAGUGACUCCCCUAGCAGUAGCGACCACAGUGACAACGUGGGAACCAAUGAAGAGCUUGUGGGAUCACCACCAAAGAAACAGGAGGUGUUGAGGAGUCCGGGAGAGACGAAGACAGAAGAGAGGGUUCCGGAUCCCGAGGGAAGCACAGCUGUAGAAGCACCAGAGGAAGAUAAAUCUCAAGUAGAUGGCAGCACUGAAAAUAAACUUUUAUUUGACCCCUCUGAAGUGGAGGAGGCUCCUCUUUUACAAAUUAGUCGAUUAAAUGAUUGGGAUUUCCCUGUGUUUGAUCUGGCUGACAGUGCGGCAGAGUUUGUUCUUAGUAAGGUUGCAUAUAAAUUAUUUAUGGAAGUGGGUCUAUUUGAAACAUUCCGGAUACCUCUACCUGAGUUUAUAAGUUAUUUCCACGAUCUGGAGCUGGGAUAUAGAAUAAAACCAUAUCACAAUCGUGUUCACGCGACGGACGUGUUGCACGGGGUGUACUAUCUGACGACUCAGCCCAUUCCGGGCUUCACGCAGGUGACAACAGGAGAUAUUCUGUCUCGCCACGGGUCAUCAAGUGAGUCAGAAUCCGACAACUGUGAUCGCACUGGUAUUAUUCAUCGGCAGAGUUUUGCUGCUGAAGACAGUUAUGGCAUAAUGGGUGGAAACUUCCCGGCUCUGGAGCUGAUGGCCAUGUACACUGCCGCCGCCAUGCACGACUAUGAUCACCCCGGACGCACUAACGCUUUCCUUGUAGCCACAAAUGCACCACAGGCUGUACUGUACAAUGACCGCUCUGUGUUAGAGAACCAUCACGCAGCAUCAGCGUGGAGGUUAAUUCUGACAAAACCACAGAACCACUUCCUGUCUGGACUGGAUGCUGCCGAGUUCAAGCGCUUCCGCUUCCUGGUGAUAGAGGCCAUCCUGGCAACCGAUCUCAAACGCCACUUCGAGAUACUCGCAGAGUUCAACACCAAGGUUAAUGACGAGGAUGCAAGUGGCAUUGAUUGGACUCAGGAGACUGACCGGCUGUUGGUGAUGCAGAUGGUCAUCAAGCUGGCCGACAUCAAUGGUCCAGCCAAGAAGAGGGACCUCCACAUGAGGUGGACGAUGAGUAUAGCUGAAGAGUUCUAUGAACAGGGAGAUGAAGAAGCAAAGCUCGGGAUGCCGAUCUCCCCGUACAUGGACAGGACAAACCCCCAACUAGCCAAGCUGCAGGAGACCUUCAUCAACCACUUGGUGGCGCCACUGUGCAACGCCAUGGUGAUGGGGGGACUGCUGCCAGGCACAUGGGUGGAGGAGGAUAGCGAUGGAGAGAGCCUGUCGGACACCGACAAGGGAGAGAGCACCUGUAAAGAUACAGAGGAUGAGACAGAGACCGACCAGGAGUCAGGUGGAGGGUUGGUAGUUCCAGCCAAGAGGAAGAAGACACGUAAAGUCAACUGCAUCUUCACUAAGAACAUGAAGGACAACUAUGACUACUGGAUGAUAAAACUGAGGGAGGAGGAGGCCGAGAGGAUGGCCAAUGAGGUGGACAUCAAUCAGACUUCAAUGCAGCCUGAUAUGCUUAACGAGAAGUCUGAAAUCAAGGAGAUGGAAUCAAUCAAAGAGGAGUCGGAGUCGCCUCCCCCUACUGCCACCCUCCCUCAGACAGGAAAGACGUUCGAUGAAACUAAGCAGAGUUCAGAUAAAACUUGACAGCAUUCAUUCAGCUUCGAGGAAUGCUAACAGUAUCGACUGUCACUUCUUUGAAGGCAAAGGACUGAUGAAUGGCAUCUUGUACUACCUUGGAGCAGUAAUAGACUUGCCACAGACAAUGGAUGGGAUAGUCCAUUAUGAUAGUAUGGGUAUUUGGACUGAACAUGAGGUUCAGUGAACGGGAAUGUAAAAAUGUUGACUUGAAAUACAGGAUUGUCCCAUUUCAGGAAAAAAUGCUGAACACCCCUCUUUACAAUAGUGGACUCCAAGACACAGAAGGGAGAAAGUGUCUGUUGUCAUGGAGACAGAUCAGGCAUGUCUACAGCCUGUGGAAUCCAGGAAUUUUAUCUCUGUACAAUUUGAACCCAAUGUGUAGUCAUGCUUGAUCAUGUGACAGAUCAUGUGAUGGAUCAUGUGACUGAGAUUUCGCCAUUCUUACCUCAAACCAAAUUUGGCAUGUUGGGAUCCCCAUACUGAUGCUGCUCAACUCAUCUGACGACUUUCAAGUGAAAGUAUUUUUGGAAUAAUGCCAACACCCAUUUUUCAACUACCUAACCAUGCCCGUGUAGCUCCUCCCAACGCCACGCUACUCAACCUGCACUGAUGCUGAUUCAGCCCCAUCUUUGCUGCUUGACUAGGAGAAACUGACUGGAAAUCAUUUGAAUUGACUAUAGAGGUGCUAGAUCCCAAGAUUUGGUGUAUCGGAAUAAGUAUGUACACAUUGUCCCUGUAUUUCCGAGGAUGAGAUGACUGUUCUGUGUAUAUAUUGUUUGUAUUUCUUCUAAAGUGUUGUGUACAUAUUCGUCUAACUCCUGUUAAACAAACACUUGGAAUACUCAGCGUUUCCUUGUGCACGUUUUUAUUUAUAUAUGGAAAAAGAUUUAUGAUGAAUUUUUAACAAAUGGUAUAUUUAUUUUGGAUCUGUCAGGCUUGGUGUCUUGUUGUCCUUGCUGGUAUGAAGUCUGUGAGUCAUCAGAACUAGCCUAGCAGAGUUGUUCCCCCUUGUUGAGUUAUUUGCUACUGUGAUAGAUGAGUUACCUCCCCUUGAUCUCAUGCUUCUCAAUCCAUUGUGCCACAAAAUUACCAUCAAUUUCAUCAUAUUGCUUGCAAAUUAGGGAUGUAAAUCAAUAAAAUAGAAGUCAAUUGUUAAUAAAUCAUUAAAAUCUUCUUAACUAUCCUCUCUCAGAUGAUGUGUAGAAUAAAAAAUAAUGACCCAACAGAUUAAGAUCAAAACUAAAACCUAUUCAAGUCGGAGUUCAAAUCCUUGUCCAGUCUGAUCAAGGGGAGGCAACCCAGUCCACCAACUCUGAUCAUAUUCAAGUUUUGACUGUUAAGAUUUCAUAUCCAUGUUGAGAAAUACCAAAUAAAGGUUUAAAACGUAUUGAAUAAUACUUUAUCACAGAGUACACACUUUUAAAACAGGGUAUGACUGAUUUGAUGUUUCAUGUCUUAAAUGUUAUUCAUUAUCAUAACUUUGGAGAAUGGUUAAACAGAACUGUUUUGUUUUGAAAGUUAUUAAAAUGAAGCUAAGUUGUCCAGUAUAUUGGUUUGAAGGGUUUUGUUUAUGUUCUUGCACUCAAGGCUUAUUAUUUAGAAGUUUUUUUCAGAUUUAGAUAUAUUUUCAAAAUGGGAGGCAUUGAUACCAUUUUUUAAGACUUCAGUAUAUUCAGUAUAUUUUCUACAGAAAUUAGGUCCUUAGUCGGUGGUGAUAAUCCAGUGGGUAUAUUGAUGUCAGUGUCUGUAUUCCAUGUAUAAGAAAUGAUACUUCUCUAUACAACAGGGCAUACUGAGAUGUUGACAUCCAUAUAAACUGUGAAACAAAUGCUACUAGAAAAAGUUUAUGGCUAUAGUUUAAACAUCUUUCUUUUUUUAUUGUUAUCAAAAUUUCUAGGAUUAUAAGCCUUGAUGAUCAUGUGAAGUCCUUGCUGUGAUACUAAUAUUGUCUCAUUGGCCAAGAGUGAUCGGAAUAAAACUUGCUCUAUUUUUGUAAUGAACAGUGUAGGCACCAGGUAGUUGUCUCCCUUGCCACCAUCAUCAACUGAAACCAUGGUAUCCUCAUGCUAACCUUAACCACCUGAUGAUGUGCUCUCGCAGCGACGUGAACGGCUGUUCAACUCCAUUUCACCUCACCUCGCAACAUUCAGCAACGGGUUCCUGCUUGUAUGACAAAACAAAUUCCCAGAGUCAGUGCUGUUGUGAUCACAAACUUUAAUGUACUGCUUAAUUGUAAGGAUGAGUGGUUCUGUGGACAGGGUUCCAGCUUUUUCUGGCAUAUCUCUGGGUUUGAGUCUGUGGUGACUCUGUUGAUCAUUGGCUGACAGUGGUGUAUAAUCUGACUGGUUUGUGUCCAUCAUUAAAUAUUAUUGAACAAACUUGGAACACCUAUGUCAGUGGGAAACUACCUCUAAACUGAUACCCUCACAGGGUGGCUUAGUGGUUAAAGUGUUUACUUGGGUUCAGUUCCUGGAUGAUGUUCACUGUUCGGUCAAUGUGUGCAGCAACUUAAACCCUCGUCAAAACGAACAUCUUAUACUGUUGAUAUGUAAGACAGGACCUAUGAGGACGGAGGUGGUUUAGGUUAGAGAAAACAAUAGCAUAAUUACUUUAAUAUUCUUGUAUAUUGUACAUAGCAUAACCAACAGUCGUCUCCCCUUUGUACACCACAGUCACCACUAGGACAGCCACCAAUAGGCAGAGUACUGGUUAUAAUACGUGUAUCAGGACUUGCUGUGCCAUUUCAGCCAAUGGGGAGUGACCUUUGGUAUUCUGAUGUUGGAGCAUGGGAUAUUUGUGAAAGAAAUAUUUUGUUCCAGACUUAUACUCAUUAAUUUAUGAAGUGUUCAUUGAACUAAGAACCCCUUAAAAUAUUAAAAAGUAGGGCCCAUACUGUGUCACCCACUGUCUAAAGGUAAAUACAGCCAUUUCUUUUUAGGUUUGUCAAGUUACAUGUUGAAAUGGAAUGGUUUCAGUGUCUGAGAACAUUUGAAAGUUUCAAGUGGUAAUGCAUUCAAAAUGCAGUUGUUGAUGAUGGAUGUAGAUAAAUACAUAUAUAUACCUAUUAUAUAUCUAUCUGUCUAUAUAUAAUGGUGUGAAUGAAAUGUGAUGAACAUGUGAAGGUAUUGGGUGAGUUUCUGUCUCUGGUAUUCAUGGUCUUGCCAUGAUAAUGCAAUACCUCAGUACCAUAUUCUAAUAAAUACCUGUACACUGAUGAUGCUGUGGAACUUACCAAGAACAUGGAAAGGUGUUCUCCCCUCGCCUCAAAGACAUGCUGUUGAGAUGUUGACUCUUCCGCUUACUUGCAGAUUGGUUCGGGAUAGUUCAGGUCAUAAUGAAAUUUUGGUUACCAAUUUUGCAGUUUGAAAAGUGUUAUUUGGUUGGGGUAAAAGUAAUUUUAAUGUUGAUAUGAUUCUGUUACAAUAUGCCCAGUUGGUGUGCUAUCAGUAGUCGAGGUCAGUUGACUGUCAUCACACCUGUUUUAGAGGUCACUUAAAUAACACACCUGGGUGGUGCAAGGAAACUGAUAUAUCACACCUGUGUGGUGCAAUCUGACUGAUAUAUCACACCUGUGUGGUGCAAUCUGACUGAUGUAUCACACCUGUGUGGUGCAAUCUGACUGAGGUAUCACACCUGUGUGGUGCAAUCUGACUGAGGUAUCACACCUGUGUGGUGCAAUCUGACUGAGGUAUCACACCUGUGUGGUGCAAUCUGACUGAGGUAUCACACCUGUGUGGUGCAAUCUGACUGAGGUAUCACACCUGUGUGGUGCAAUCUGACUGAUAUAUCACACCUGUGUGGUGCAAUCUGACUGAUAUAUCACACCUGUGUGGUGCAAUCUGACUGAGGUAUCACACCUGUGUGGUGCAAUCUGACUGAGGUAUCACACCUGUGUGGUGCAAUCAGAGGUAUCACACCUGUGUGGUGCAAUCUAACUGAGGUAUCACACCUGUGUGGUGCAAUCUGAGGUAUCACACCUGUGUGGUGCAAUCUAACAGGUAUCACACCUGUGUGGUGCAAUCUAACUGAGGUAUCACACCUGUGUGGUGCAAUCAGAGGUAUCACACCUGUGUGGUGCAAUCUAACUGAGGUAUGACACCUGUGUGGUGCAAUCUAACUGAGGUAUCACACCUGUGUGGUGCAAUCUAACAGGUAUCACACCUGUGUGGUGCAAUCUGACUGUGAUAUCACACCUGUGUUGUGCAAUCAGAGGUAUCACACCUGUGGGGUGCAAUCUGAAGUAUUACGCUUGUGUGGUGCACUCAGAGAUAUCACACCUGUGUUGUGCAAUCAGAGAUAUCACACCUGUGUGGUGAAAUCUGACUGAGGUAUCACCUGUGUUGUACAAAGUCACUAAGGUUGCAUACCUGUUCUUACCUGAGAUCACAGAGGCAUGACACCUGUGUUUUCUGAAGUCACUGUGGUAUGGUAUACUAGUAUACUCCUUGCAGCUCCCUUGACCAGUGGUCUAGUCACUGUGAUACUGUAUACUAGCAUACUCCUUGCAGCUCCCUUGACCCAGUGGUCUAGUCUGCCAGAACAGUCCAUGGAAGCUGAAACAGUAUUUACAAACAUGCAUUAUAUUCUUAUAAACAGAAAUGUGGAAAAUCAUUUGAAGUUAAACUAAUAAUGCUAAUAUUGCCAUGGCAACACUUUGUUGUUUACGAGCAGUGGACAAGCUGUAGGAUUGUAGGUCUCACAUGCAGAAAUUGAUCAAUCUUGUUUAGGAUUAUCAUUGUCUUAGUAUAGCCUCAAGUAUCUGCUAGUGGUCUCUACUGUCUCGACUGGUAGUGCCAACUGGGGUAGUGCUUGAAGAUUCUAGCAGAUUGUACUGUGACCAAUUUUCAAGUCACUAUAUCCUGUGAAUAAAAACUUGAAAAUUGGGGAGAUCUUUUUCAGAUUAAUGUUACUCAAGAAAUGUUAAAAAGAUUGAUUUUGGAAUAAUUAGGUUUCAAAUUAUGUGGGCUGUGUUAUGGUACUCUUGUGCACAUGAUGAGAUGGUUUGUAUACUUGGUGUAUUUUUUGACAAAUACGUGGUGAUUAUGGGUGAUUCUGAUCAUGGUAAGAUACUGAUGUAUUUUGUAUGGAGGCAGACAUCUCGAGUAUUAUGUUGUUGAUUUGUUAGUGCAAGGAUUUUUUGUAUUUUAGAAAGUGUAAUUUAUUAGACGUAGCUGUAGUUCUCCACAAUUAGUAUUACUUCAGUAUACAAGAAUAAUUUGGAACCGUUAAAAUGAAAAUGGAUUCUGUUUUUUCUCAAUAUUUUUGUAUUCUGGUUUUAAUUAUGCUUAUAGAAUUAAAACUAGGUGGACAUUAGCUUAAAAAUUGAUUGAGGUCUACAUGAAAUAUUGUUUGUUUUAUGCUUUUAUCAUUGAUUUAGGCUGAAUGAAAAGCAUAUGCUGGCAAGUGGUUCCCUGGCAUUAAAUUAGGAUGAAAAACAAACACAUUACACAAAUGUAGAAUUGGAUGAUGGAUGCAGGCUUGACAAAGGUUAUUAAUAUGCUGGUGAGGAUGUUGGGGGCAUCUCAUUCUUGUAAAAGUCAACUCCUGAGGACUAUCUUGUAGGCUCUGUGACAUGGUUGUCAUAGUGACCAUCCGAUUCUUUGUAUGGUCCAGCCAUGAUUGUUUGCAGGAAUAUUGCCAAGUGCAGUGUUAGACAUUCACUCACUCACUCUAGUCAGUGGCCUGUUGUAGCACUUACCAAAAUGCUUUCUUAAGUGGCUAUUAAGCUGUAGAGUGUUGUAGAAUUUGCCAAAAUGCUUUGUAUCCCAAAAGGUAAAAGUUAAUGAAUUGUAGGAUACCUUUUCUGACUAGAGUACAGAUACGACAUGCUGGUGAUGAGCUGAUGGACUUGGUGCAUACCUGCUGCUGCUGCAGCUCCAUCACCUGGUGCUGCCAACAAUGUAACUUAUAACUUGACUGAAAGACAGUAUUAAACAUAAAUAUGGGGAAUUAUACUGUUUAAACAAGUUAAGGAACACAUCUCUCAUAUUGCAACCGUUAAUAUGACAUGCUGAUUGACUGUAGUGAUAGAGAAGUUGUCUUUGACUCUAUUUUAGUAGUAAUAUUAAUUUGUAAAACUCCCACUUGGUAGAUUCGGAUGUUUACUGUUUUUCGUGGAAAACACUGAAGUGAUGAAUUGCAUGGUCAUUUGGUUGGCGUAACUCUCUUUUCUUGUCACAACUUAAUUUUGGAUAUCAAACUGUGUGAUGUGAUACUGGCUUGAUUGAAAUAGAUUUUGAAAUCCCAUUUUAAUAAUUAAAGUGAUUAAGCUGUUUUUCAUUUGACUGGCAGUGGGAUGUUUUUUUAUUACAAAUAGACUCUGUGGUGUUUAGUCAUCUGUCUCUUUUUUCAAAAUGAAGAAUCAAAGUUUCAUACCGUUUUAACACAUGUCAAUGCACUAACCUUCUAUUUUGACAUAUAUUUUAGAUACAAAACAUCAUCCAUUUUAACUUUGAAUUUCAUUUGUAAACUCGCCAUAUUUAGAAUCAUCUUUUUAUGUGUUGUCUUUUAGUUAGAUAACGGAUUGUCUUUGUUCAAGGGGAAUAACUCUUGUUUUUCACCUAAGGGAAACACUUGACUUCAGUGAAUGACUUUUAAGAAUGCAAAAUGUUCGGUGACCUGAAAAUAUGUUAUUGCUAAGUGUUCCAUCUGUUUUUAUCAUGCAUUUUGUGUAACACGUGUAUGGAUUACUCGGUAGCUCUCGUACUGGGUGUCGCCCUAUGAUAGCUGCCAACACCCGGAACUACUCGGUAGCUCUCGUACUGGGUGUCGCCCUAUGUUAGCUGCCAACACCCGGAACUCCCCAGCACCAUGUAACAUUUCUGUGCCCUGUUUGAUUGUGUCACUAAUACAAGUCUACAAGGUAUGUAUAUUUAAUGUUUGAUUUGUUUUAACAUUUCUGUAUCGAUGGGUGUACAAUUCAGACCAACGUGUAUCUUGUCAGUCCUUCUGACAAAUGUUGCAAUGCUCAAGACGAUGACUGGACUACUAUAGCACUGACUUGGUAUGUAGGCUCUUCAGCCACAAGAGCUGGGAACCGUGUUUCCACAGCCAGAUGAAGUCACUGCAAUGUACUGUUUUCAAAGCUUACCAGUAAAUGCUCAAUAAAACAUAGGAAGUGA
Haliotis rubra (blacklip abalone) is the source of this 10833-nucleotide messenger RNA. Its product is annotated as cGMP-inhibited 3',5'-cyclic phosphodiesterase A-like. NCBI's taxonomy places the organism in Eukaryota, Metazoa, Mollusca, Gastropoda, Lepetellida, Haliotidae. Gene Ontology annotation, biological process: signal transduction. Gene Ontology annotation, molecular function: 3',5'-cyclic-AMP phosphodiesterase activity. The record is from RefSeq and is a predicted model, not a curated record.